Molecule: messenger RNA, 1985 nt
Organism: Penaeus monodon (black tiger shrimp)
Lineage: Eukaryota; Metazoa; Arthropoda; Malacostraca; Decapoda; Penaeidae
Product: zinc finger protein 16-like
Biological process (GO): regulation of transcription by RNA polymerase II
Cellular component (GO): chromosome
Molecular function (GO): chromatin insulator sequence binding
Source: RefSeq, a predicted model, not a curated record
AUGGCGUUUUCUUCCGUAGAACCGGGUUGCGUAACGCAGUUUUCGCCGCAACGCAACCCGGAUGAUAGUGUUGUUGUCCAUCGUAAGGUAUUUGUAAUGGAUCACUUUCUAAGCGGCCUGGACGCUGGACCGAGCCCAUGGUAUGCAUCCCGUCCCCCUGUGUCUAGCCAUGCCCAUGAGUUUGCGAUUGGCACGAGUUCUUUCCAGUUGAUACCGAUCACUGGGAGUAACAGCCACACUCCGAGUAGCCAUACUUCAUAUAGUACAAGCAACACACUGAAUUCUCACUCAGCCUUCAGAUCUCCUGCAGACCCCAAGGUUAAGUCGGAGGUCAAAGAUGAUGAUGAUAGUCGGGAAAGUAAAUCGCCAACGCCUUCAGUAGCCCUCACCCCUUUAUCAACCAAUAUGGCUCACCAUAGCCACAAGGCAAAAAACAGUGAGCGUUGGGACACCAAAAAGGUCUGUAAUAUCUGUGGGAAAGUUCUCUCACGUGGUGAUAAACUGAAGAAUCACAUUCGGACACAUACAAAUAAUUUUCCAUUCCAUUGUGAUACUUGUGGCCAAGGAUUUCUCCGUUCAGAAGGACUUCGGGUACACACGAGAAUUCACACUGGAGAACGUCCAUAUAUAUGCAUUGUUUGUGGUAAGGCAUACACAAGGAAAGAUAAGUUGACAAGACAUGCUAUAGUACACACAGGAGAAAGGCCUUUUGUCUGUCAACACUGUGGGAAGUCUUUUACUCGCAAGGAUAAAAUGCAGCGACAUGAAAUGAUUCAUAAAGUCGAUAAGCCUUUCACAUGUGUCCCUUGUAAUGUAGAGUUUGUGAGACAAGAAACUUACAAUGCCCAUAUGGAGAGGAAGCAUCCUGAACGCCUCCCUUACACUGUAGUGCAACAGCCACGCGAAGGCAGCCCAUCAUAUCAUCCUCAAGGACUAAAUCUUUCAAGCAAUACUCUGCUGGUGUUUCAAACCAUAGUAGCUCUAACAUUGGACAUCACAGCACCGUCACUAAUCUUCCAGGUGGUAUUACACUCCCAGGGGGCUUAACCCUUCCAUCCGGCAUUACUCUCCCUGGAGGGUCCUCUAUCCCUGGGAACCAUGACAUCCCAGGGGGCCUCACCAUCCCCAGUAGUUCCUCAAUCCCAGGUCUCGCAUCGCACCCAAGUAGCCUUCUAAGUGGAAGUUCCCUGUUAGGUGGUCUGCAUGGUAUUAGUGGAUCCAAUGCUUCCUAAAGAUGCCAGAAUGCAGAUAUGUUAAUUUGAGAAAUGUUUGUAUCAGUGUAUAUAACUUGAGUGUGCGUGGUUGUAUGUUAAGGAUUGAAUUUUUUAAAUAUAAGGCCAUAUUCACUCCAGUUUUAAUAUGAACAUUUAAACUAUUAUUCAUACCAAAUUACAGUGGUUGGAAUAUUUUAAUAAUUCAGGUUUCUUGUAUAUCAAAAGAUACAAUAGUGAGUAGUAGAAGAAAGACUGAUGAAAGUUAACAACUUAACUGUGGCAUUUAUUAAUUACAAGGUGGUCUAGAUAGCUGUAUAAAGGUGUAAGAUAUGUAGUAUGUAUUAUUUUUAUCAUUUGGACUUCAGAGAACUCUCAUGCCAUGUAAGAGGCAUGCCGAAGGUUGAACACAGUUUUGGAGAAUAGAACAAGAAGGAAUAAGAAAUUCAAAGAUUUGGAAUAGAAUUGAUGGAGAGGUCUCAGAUAGGUUUGUGGGAAUAGUGAAGAGGAAGGUGGAUCAGAAAGCUCAGAGAAAUUAUGGGAAGGAUGCAUGGUUCCUGGGAAUCUUAAGACAAGUCACUUUGGAGAAGGUGAUAAAAGAAUAUUUCUAUGUAAAAGGUAUGCAAAAAUAUUACAGUAAGGAUGGGAAGUGUUACUGAAUGUAAAACCAAAAAUAAUGUUAAGUAAUGUGACAUCUAAAGUAUUUUAUCAUCAGUGAAAAAAAAAGGUAAAUUAGAAUAUUUUAAGAGUCAAAGAAGAGUAAAUGAAAAUUUU